Molecule: messenger RNA, 1897 nt
Organism: Fragaria vesca subsp. vesca
Lineage: Eukaryota; Viridiplantae; Streptophyta; Magnoliopsida; Rosales; Rosaceae
Product: RNA-binding protein Musashi homolog Rbp6-like
Exons: 7
Coding region: 120-1307 (395 amino acids)
Biological process (GO): regulation of gene expression
Cellular component (GO): nucleoplasm
Molecular function (GO): RNA binding
Source: RefSeq, a predicted model, not a curated record
GCCGCACGGCGCCGUUUCAGACUUUAGGGUUUCUGCAACUCCCUUCUCGCCCGCCCCAAAUCUCCGUCCCACCUCCAUAAGGGAUUGUAAAGAUUGAGAGGUGAUUGGCUCUCUCGGUGAUGGAAGAUUUCUCGGAGCAGAGUCGAUUCGAUGACAACCAAAUCGGGUAUGAUGGGGAGGAACAAUUUCAAGAACAAUAUGAACAGCCGCAGGAGCAGCAAUUUGAUUCCGGCCGUGAGUUUGAGGGCAACCAUAACAACAGCAACAACAACGUAGAUAGUGAAGGCAAUGAGUUUAGGGAUUCUUCCUUCAGUAGUCGUGCCGAUGCCGCCGCAGGGAAACUAUUCGUAGGAGGCGUUUCGUGGGAGACCACUGAAGAUACCUUUACCAAUUACUUCAGCAAAUAUGGAGAAAUAGCAGAUUCUGUUAUAAUGUUAGACAAACAUACUGGGAGGCCAAGGGGGUUUGGAUUCAUAACGUUUGCUGAUUCAGUGGCUGCUGAUGCAGUUUUGGAGGAAGAACAUGUCAUAGAUGGCAGAGUGGUGGAGGUGAAGAGAACUGUUCCCAGGGAGGAUAUCGGAUUUAAGGGGGGAUCAAAAAGAAAGAAAAUUUUUGUUGGUGGGAUACCAACAUCAUUGUCUGAUGAGGAAUUGGGUGACUAUUUCUCUACAUUUGGUAGCAUUGUUGAGCACCAGAUUAUGGUAGAUCAUAAAACUGGGAGGUCUAGAGGUUUUGGGUUUGUCACUUUUGAGAAUGAAGACUCUCUUGACAAGGUAUUCUCAGAAGGAAAAAUACAUGAACUUGGAGGCAAACAGGUGGAAAUAAAAAGGGCUGAACCUAAAAGGCCUGGUGACUUUAGCGGUAGUGCUGCAAGGUCAUAUGGUGUCUUAGGCGGCGCUGCAGCUGGAUAUGGUGGAUAUAAUUCUGGAGGUCGUUUCAACGGAAAAAUGGGCAGGGGCUAUGGUGGACCUGGUGGAUAUGGUGCUGCCUAUGGGAAUUACAACAAUUAUGCUGGAAACUAUGCUGCGAACUAUGCAGGUUUUUAUGGUGGUUAUGGUGGAUAUGGAUAUGGUUUUGGGUUUGGUGGACCCAUGUAUGGCAAUGCCGGAUAUGGAGCGAGCGGUUAUGGCAUGCCUGGUGGUUAUGGCGCUCCUACUGGUUAUGGUGGUGGUAAAGGGUAUGGAAGUGGCUCUGCUGAUCGGGGUGGUAGGGGUCGGGGUCGUGGUGGUAGCAGUUACAAUGCUGGUAGAGGAUAUGGUAGGAGUGGUGAUUCUACAACCGGAAGAUAUCAUCCUUAUCAAAAUUGAGGAAAGAUUUUUGUUGAUUGCAUUCUUAAUCGAUGCCUGCUGGCAGUUGGAGCAUAGUAAACUUUCCUCGGGCACUGCAUGAGAGCAUCAACAAAGUUUGCUGUAAUGUGAAAUAGAAUUCUUGAUCGUAUUUAAGUAAGAUAUGCAGUACUUUGCCUACCUCAACGGCUACUUCGGAAGAGAAGCAAAUGUCAACUUAGCAAAUCAUCCAUCCGUCUCCAACGGGAGAAAUUGAAGUGCAGAUCAACUUUUUGCUAGCCGCUUACAAUUGCUACUUCCUUGUUAUGACUCACCUUUAAAUCCAGGGAUUUGAAAGAGAUGUGUUUGAUUGAAAUGCCUUAGCAGUUGCUUGUAGUUAUAAACAUCCUUUCUUCAAUAGAAACAUAUAGGGUUGGUCUGUUUUAUCUGUUGCCUCUUUUUCUCUUGGAGCCAAACAGAAAGUUAGAAAACAAAGUGUAGAUUAUCACUCUGUAGGCUCAAGAUUUUGGCUACCAAUGAACGAGUGGCAUUUGUCCUACAUUUUGCUUUCUGACCUGUAGGAAAUGGCAAUGAAAUUUUCAAUUGACAACUGAACGAGGAAUCUUAAAAUC